UUUCAACGGUUUUAAGGGCUGCAUUUUUUUAACGAUCCGGCAGCACUUUCUCCAAAGACGUCAAACAGCUGUCAUAAUUUUUCGCCCAGGAAAACUCUGCUCGCGUUUUGCUAAAUUAUAAAAAUAAACUAAAGCAAAAUGAUGAACUUGUCGAGAGCUGUUGUCCGUAGCUUCACCACCACCGCUGGCCGUCGCUCUGCUGCCGUGCCCAAGGAGCAAAUCGAGAAGGGUUACUUCGAGAUCCGGAAGGUGCAGGAGCAUUUCCAGAAGAAGGACGGCAAGCCUGUUUUCCUAAAGGGAUCCGCCGUCGACCAGGUUCUGUACCGCAUCACAAUGGCCCUCGCCCUGGUCGGCAUCGGCGGCAUGGGCAAGCUCUUCUACGACCUGAGCGUGCCCAAGAAGGAAUAAGAUGUGUAGGAGAGAUCCCUAAGCUAAGCCACAAAACCAGCAAAAUCCGUGAUCCAACCCACAUUUGUUUUGCAGUGUAGUUGCCUUAUAUUUCGUUGUUUUGAUUGUAGCAUUGCCUUGAUACCUGGCCAACAUGGAGCUCCUGAUCCCACAACCUGGCUUGAUGUUUUAUGUUAAAAUAGCUAAGUUUUGAUUUGUAAACUGAACAUUCGCAAGAGCAUUUAAGACGGGGAAAUAUAAGUAUCUGGCUGUAAAAUAUAAA
Molecule: messenger RNA, 670 nt
Organism: Drosophila ananassae
Lineage: Eukaryota; Metazoa; Arthropoda; Insecta; Diptera; Drosophilidae
Gene: COX7A
Product: cytochrome c oxidase subunit 7A, mitochondrial
Exons: 3
Coding region: 139-408 (89 amino acids)
Biological process (GO): mitochondrial electron transport, cytochrome c to oxygen; mitochondrial respirasome assembly; regulation of oxidative phosphorylation
Source: RefSeq, a predicted model, not a curated record